Carassius gibelio (silver crucian carp) is the source of this 2005-nucleotide messenger RNA. It is a transcript of the gene aplf, whose product is annotated as aprataxin and PNKP like factor. Gene Ontology annotation, molecular function: 3'-5' exonuclease activity; DNA-(apurinic or apyrimidinic site) endonuclease activity; protein binding. Gene Ontology annotation, cellular component: site of double-strand break; nucleus. The record is from RefSeq and is a predicted model, not a curated record. The coding region runs from base 195 to 1571 and encodes 458 amino acids. The transcript is spliced from 11 exons. Gene Ontology annotation, biological process: double-strand break repair. Lineage: Eukaryota; Metazoa; Chordata; Actinopteri; Cypriniformes; Cyprinidae.
UUAGAAAGGGUCCCACGCGUGUGUUUUUACAGCGCAUGCUCGUCGCGGGGGUCACCGGAAGUCCGAAAGUUAUUAUUCGUUUCUUGUUCCACAUCUCGUUCAGUCAGCGCAGUCAGCUUCUUCAACGUUUUUCAUGUUCACAAAGCAGCGAAAGGUUGACUGUAACGAGUUCGUCUUCGGAGCCCAAUUAAAUAAUGCCAGGCUUUGAGCUGGAGCAGGUGGACGGUGGCAGUCCUAUAGAGCUGCCCCAGGGAGAAACUGUCCUGGGGAGAGGACCCUUUCUAGGGGUGAAUGAUAAGAGAGUGUCCAGAAACCACGGCGUCCUUGAGAACCUGAAUGGCCAGCUGCGUCUGAAGCCUACGCACCUGAACCCAUGUUUUAUUCAGACGAACAUUGUGGCUGCGCCUCAGCCGCUGGAGAAGGACCAGUGGCAUUGCCUAAAGGAGGGCGACAUCUUCUCUCUCAUGCCUGGGAAAUACAUCUACAGAGUGCAUGUCAAAGAAGAUGAUCAAACCCUGAGAAACAGUCAGGGGUUUGAGGAGGAGAUGGAGGUGGAGAAGUGUUCGAGUGGACCAGCAGCACCUUCUCUAGACUCGGCCACACUUGAAGCCAGCAGCUGCACGCCCACAACCCCGUGCACCACACUCACAGAAGAUAAAGGAACGAGUCAUCCUCCACACACUCUUUCCUCUCUAAACGAGGCAUCCACAAAGAGCCCACAGGACGAGUCUGAUGUGCCACAGAAGAAGCGGAUCUUGCCGGACUGGAUGAUGGCUUCAGCCAAAGGUGAGAGUUCAGGGGUGAAGGCCACACCUACAAAAUCCAAACGAGUGGCUACACCCAAGAGGACAGCGGCACCCAAACGUGCUCGAGCCAAGCCGGUGUCAUCUGAGGAAGAGGAGGUGGAGGAAGAGAUGCCCAAAAGGAAAGCAAAGAGACUGAAGAGUGACUCUGAAGAUGAGUCUGGGCCGCAGGAGGAAUCAACCGCUUUCAAGAGCAGUAGAGUCGGAUCAGUCCCGGAUGAAGAGAACAGCAACGGUUUGAUGGAGCGUGAUGGAGCUGAGGUCACACCAGGAGCUCAAGCUGAAGAUCCCAGUGAUUCUCAGGUCAGCCUGGGAUGCAUGCAGAGGAUAAGGCUCACGGAGAGCAAUACAAGCACCAGUAAGGUGAAAAAACAGCGACGGACACAGUGUCCUUACGGCAUCUCCUGCUACAGGAAAAAUCCGGUCCACUUUCAGGAGUGCAGUCACCCUGCAGACAGCGACUAUGAGGAAGAGGAGGCAGAGGAUGAUGACGAUGACAGGCCUGAGUGUCCGUACGGUACCCACUGCUACAGGAAGAAUCUGCUUCACAGGAAAGAUUACAAACACACUAAAUCACCACCCAAGACCGCAGCUGCUGAUGAUGAGGGUGAAGAUGAAGAUCGUUACGAAAACAGUUUUAUUAACGAUGAGAGCGAGGAGGAGGUGGAUGAAGACUCUGACUAUGUGCCCGAAUCAGACGACAGUGGCAAAGAGGACAUUAAACGUCUGCAGAAAGAAGCGAAAGCGUUCCUCAGGAAGAAGAAGUGACUUUUGUUUAGGGUAUUUUCCAUGAAAACAGCUUCUAGACACUAAUCUCACAACAACUAUCACACAUCUCAUACUUUCGGAGAAGGCUUUUUAUAAAAGUGUUAGUUUUAAAAAAAAUUUCCUGACCUUUUACCUUCACUAUUUAAGAUAAGUUUGUGUGUGUAUAAAUUUACAUACACAUACAUUAUAUAUAAAAUCUUAUUUUCUUCACAAUCUAAUGUUGGUUUGUUUUUAGAGCCAGGUAUUUUUAAACUUUUCUCUUAUCCUGUCUGCGUUUUUGUAAGGCUGCUCCAUCUCUUUUUAAGUCUCUUUUAUAUUUGUGUGGGCAUUUUUUUUUUUUUUUUUUUUUACUGUCUGGCUGUUUAUUUUUACUGCUGGGUCUUAAUUUGACCGUGGUUUAAAGUCAUAGGAAAAAUAAACACUAUUAUAAACCG